Molecule: messenger RNA, 1180 nt
Organism: Entrophospora sp. SA101
Lineage: Eukaryota; Fungi; Glomeromycota; Glomeromycetes; Entrophosporales; Entrophosporaceae
Source: the annotation of a GenBank genome assembly
AUUUCAAAAAAAAGAAUGCGAAUAUGAAGAAACAGCUGAAUUGUUGACUACUAAAGCUGCUACCACUACUGCUACUGCUACCACUAAUAUUAGCCUAGAUGAGGAUGAUGAAGAAGGUUCAAUUGAUUUUAACGAAAUUUCCUUCAACUCAUCUACAAAAACUGAAGUUGAUGAUAGUAGUGAAAAAAGAUGGAUGUUAAAAAAUCAAGUGAUGGUAAAAGAAGUACUUAUACAAAUGACAAAAAAGACAAUUGAGCAGUCCAACUAUCAGAAAAAAGUAAGCGCACAUACUCUGAGCAUCAUCCGGCUUGGUCUAUCUUCGAUUAUUGACCUUUCUUCGGAAUUUGCUGGUGGCAUGCAUAAAUGGUUUGGAAAAGAAUGGAUAGUUCUUAAAGAAAAGGUGUUAUCACAAGUGAACAUCACAACAAAACAAUUUGAUAAGGAGAUUAAAAAUGACAUUAACAGAAUAGAGAAAUUUUGCAUUUCAUAUCAGUACUGGGAAAGCAGGGAUUAUGUUCUUGAGAAGUUGAAAGGGCAUUCAGAUAAAAUCAUGCAUCAACAGAUAAUGAGAAUUUAUUUUUUUGUGGGUGAGACUGUCUCUAGGGUAGCAUUAGCUAGAAAGAUUGAUUUACAAAUCAUAUAUAGAUCAGGUAAUAAAGAACUGAGUCAUUCAGAAGCUGCUCGAUCAACAACACCAAAUAAAGUAAUUAAGGAUCGUAGUAAAUGUAUGCGAACAAAUAAAUGUAUUCUUGACCAGUAUUUGAUGCAUGAUCUUUCAAAAGAAGCAGUUGAUGAUUCUGCUGUUUUAGGAUUACAAUUAGCUGCUCUCCAUGGUCAAAUCAUUGGUAUUGAUUUAGUAGAUAAUGGCCUAUAUUUUGGAUUUGAGGGUCCUGCAUUUAGGUUCCCUGCUAAACUUGAUGAUAUUACAACUUUGGAGAAAACUUUGGAGGCGUUAUAUUUAUUUAAGGAUAAUAUAAACCGUAAAGCAGAUGUAUUAUUUAAACUUGACAAUGAUAAUUUAAAUCCAUUUCAUGGAAUCUUUCAUACUGAGAAUACUUCAACACCAAAUCAUCACAAGGCCAGUUUUAUCAAACCAACAUGUUUCACCCCAACGAAACCAAAACAAACGGUUGUUGAAGAAAUAAAGACAUUGCAGUCUGUUAAUUUAGAAUUCUGCUAA